AUGUCUUAUAUCGUACUGUUGGACGCGGCCAGCAAGUAUCAAUCACGGUCAGCUGUCGUCGAUUACGCAAAUCAAACCGCUGGUUUAGAUACACGUAGUACAACUGCCGAGGGUCUAUGUGGAGAACCUCCUGAUGGUAUAGAGCUGUUAGAUGCUGUAUUCCCUCUUCAUAACAACAAAAAAGUUGUCAUAUUUAGGACUACUGCAUCCUCUGAAUAA
Molecule: messenger RNA, 219 nt
Organism: Paraglomus brasilianum
Lineage: Eukaryota; Fungi; Glomeromycota; Glomeromycetes; Paraglomerales; Paraglomeraceae
Source: the annotation of a GenBank genome assembly